Molecule: messenger RNA, 2602 nt
Organism: Gadus morhua (Atlantic cod)
Lineage: Eukaryota; Metazoa; Chordata; Actinopteri; Gadiformes; Gadidae
Gene: cxxc1a
Product: CXXC finger protein 1a
Exons: 14
Coding region: 214-2013 (599 amino acids)
Biological process (GO): positive regulation of DNA-templated transcription
Cellular component (GO): Set1C/COMPASS complex
Molecular function (GO): zinc ion binding; DNA binding
Source: RefSeq, a predicted model, not a curated record
UCAGCGCUGCGGUCCUCCUCGGCUCCAUGUUGUUGACAGAGGAAGAGCGGAGACAAAGCGGGCUUUGCGCUGUUUGAGAGGCCGGUACCGGGCGGUGCGCAGUGGUCGUGCGGGUUUUAUCGGUCUGGAUAUCGGCAGCACCGAGGCGGACCGAGACCCGUUAUCCGCCAUCAUCUGGACGCUUUGGGACGAGACGUGUCCGCGGCGACGCGCAUGGAGUGCUGUCCUCGGGGUGAAGAUGAGGAGGGGGUCGUUGCCAUGGGGAUCCCUAGCGCUCCUGUAUACUGCAUCUGCAGGAGACCCGACAUCAACUGUUUUAUGAUCGGCUGCGAGCGCUGUAAUGAAUGGUUCCACGGAGGAUGUGUCGGCGUCUCUGAGAAAACCGCCAAGAGCAUCACCGAGUGGUUCUGCCAGAGCUGCAGAGCCCAGGCUAGCCCCGGUGCUGUCUGUGAUGCAGCUAGCGACGGUCGGCUGGAGAUCAAGUUCCGGCCCAAGAAGCUGCGGGAGGAUCCGGAACAUGGCUCCUCCUCCAGGGUGGACAGGAGGCGGGGCUCACAGGUGAAGCGCUCGGCCCGGAUGUGCGGUGAGUGCGAGGCGUGCCUGCGGACGGAGGACUGCUCGCUCUGUGACUUCUGCAAAGACAUGAAGAAGUUCGGCGGCCCGAACCGCAUCCGGCAGAAGUGCCGCCUCCGGCAGUGUGAGGUCCGGGCGAGGAAGAUGCUGCGUGUGAAGGAUGAAGAGGCUGGGGGCGGGGGCCGGGGGCGGGGCCUCCAGCGGAAGGGGGUGGGGCAUCUGUCAGAAGACGACGAUGGAUUCAGCGAGAGCGAAUUGGAGCUCUACCAGCAGUACCAGGCGGCUGGCUACAACCACCUGGUGUGGCAGACUGAGGAAGAGGAAGGAGAUUCCGACCCUGCCGUGAGGAAGAGGAAGACGGCUGUCAGAGUGAAACACGUCAAGAGGAAAGAGAGGAAGACAGAGAAGAAGAAGUCUCUAUCUGAGUUCAAACCUCGCCGCCACAAACCCAAGCAGCGUCACCGUGAACGUGUCCGUCUCAGCGAGAGAGGAGGAGAGCGAGGAGAGCGAGGAGGAGAGCGAGGAGGAGAGAGAGGAGGAGAGCGAGGAGGCGAUGGGCCUCAACAGGAGGUGCCUGGUGGGGCCCACCAGUGCCUGGGCCCCGGCUGCGUUGAAUCAGCCAGAAGUGGAUCCAAGUACUGCUCAGAGGACUGUGGCAUGAAGCUGGCAGCCAAUCGUAUCUAUGAGAUCCUGCCCCAGCGGAUCCAGCAGUGGCAGCAGGGUCCGUGUGUGGCCGAGGAGCGCGGCAGGAAGCAGCUGGAGCGAAUCAGGAAAGAGCAGCAGCAGGCCAGGCUCCGCCUCUCCCAGAUGGAGAGACGCUUCCUGGAGCUGGAGGACAUCAUCUCCACGGCCAAGAGACAGCUGGUGCAGCAGGACGAGGAGGUUGCCGAGGGCGAUGGGGACGACACAGACCUCCAGAUCUUCUGUGUGUCCUGCAGUCAUCCCGUCCAUCCCAAGGUGGCGCUGAGACACAUGGAGCGAUGCUACGCUAAGUAUGAGAGCCAGACAUCGUUCGGUUCCAUGUAUCCGACACGUAUUGAAGGGGCCACCCGGCUGUUCUGUGACGUCUACAACCCCCACAGUAAGACGUACUGUAAGAGGCUGCAGGUCCUGUGUCCCGAGCACUCCCGGGACCCCAAGGUGUCGGUGGACGAGGUGUGCGGCUGCCCGCUGGUGAAGGACGUCUUCCAGCCCACCGGAGAGUUCUGCCGCGUCUCCAAGAGGAAGUGCAACAAACAUUACUGCUGGGAGAAGCUCCGCAGAGCCGAGAUGGACCUGGAGAGAGUCAGAGUGUGGUAUAAGCUGGACGAGCUGUUUGAGCAGGAGAGGAACCUCAGGACGGCGAUGACCAACCGAGCCGGCCUGCUGGCUCUGAUGCUGCACCAGACCAUCCAACACGACCCCGUCACCACAGACCUCCGGUCGGUGAGGGACAGAUAGACCUACAGAUAGACCUGGGCUCCACUAGGGACCACUAGAGACAGAUAGACCUACAGAUAGACCUGGGCUCCACUAGGGACCACUAGAGACAGAUAGACCUACAGAUAGACCUAGGGUCCACUAGAGACCACGCGAGACAGAUAGACCUACGUUCCACUAGAAUCCACUAGAGACCACUAGAAUCCACUAGAAUCCAUUAGAGACAACUAGAGAUCACUAGAUACAGAUAGACCUUUGUUCCGCGUGUGUAUGUGUGUGUGUGUGUGUAUUUGUGUAUGUAUGUGUGUAUCUAUUCCUGACUGUCUGGGUGUGUGUAUGCGUGCGUGUGUGAGUGCGUGUCACUUUACCCGAAGAGAAACUUGAGGUUCAGCUCGUCUCUCCCAAAAUGCUGUAAAUAGUUGCCAUGGAAACAGAUGUCCCGUUUCCGUAACGAUGACCACGUUGACGUCCUCUCUGUGUCACUUCUCUCUUUUAUUCCACAUGAGUCCAGCCCUGUUUCGUGGUGUGUUGUGUUUUAUACGUCAUGUUGAUUUGUUUGGUGAUAUUUCAUGUUGUGUUCCCUUAUUAAAACUACAACAUUUUAUCAAAA